AUGUCGAUGAAAUAUGUUGCACUAUCAAUUGUGGUCGGGGAGAUUCAAAUUUCUAUUGAAGAUGAGGAUGUUGAAACAAAGCUGAAAUUUUGGGAAAAUUCCUUGAUCAUGUAUGUGCUGGGAGGGGAUCUCAGUAUGAAUAUAGUGAAGAAUUUUAUGGAAAGAAUGUGGAAUUUCAUCAAACUUCCUGAUAUACACUACCACGAGGAAGGAUACUUCAUCCUCAAAUUUCAUUCGCAUACAGAUAUGGAUACAGUGAUGCUGAAAGGACCCUACACAAUUCGAAAUAUGCCAAUGUUAUUAAGAGAAUGA
Messenger RNA from Lathyrus sativus (Indian pea), 312 nucleotides. NCBI's taxonomy places the organism in Eukaryota, Viridiplantae, Streptophyta, Magnoliopsida, Fabales, Fabaceae. The record is from the annotation of a GenBank genome assembly.